AUGGACUUCCUGGUCGGAUCCUUCAACUAUGAUCUCUUCACUCUUCGCUUCGAGCCAAAAGAUGGCUCUCUGACACUCAUACGUCCUACGCCAGCCAUCGGUGGCCACUCCUGGCUCUCGUUAUCCAAAGACAAGAAGUUCCUCUACUGCACUGCUUGGACGAAACCUCAGCCCUCCAUUGCCAGCUAUCGCGUCGAGACUUCUGGCCGCGAGAUCUCAUUCCUCAAUGCCAAGCCUGUCAAAGCAUUGAGUGGCUACGUAUGCUGCGAUACACGACACGUCUAUUCUGUCGGCGGACCGACCGGUGAAGUCUUUCGUAUCGAGGGCGAUGGCAGUAUUGGCGCUCUAGUUCAAGAACUCGACUUCGUCGCACCAGACGGCAUCAACAUAUCUACUGAGCGUGGUAGCGUGCCACAUGGAGACUUCGGCGGUCUCCGGCAUGGUGCGCAUAGUGUCGAUUUGUCCCCUGAUGGCAGGAGCCUGUAUGUGGCAGACAUUGGCCGAAAUUGCAUUUGGACGUACUCGAAGGAUCUCAAGGCCAUCUACGGCGAGCCACCGCUCAAGCUGGUGAACAAGCACAUCACCCCGAGACCGACAGAUGGCCCCCGACAUACCUCGCCGCAUCCGAAUGGCAAGAUGUUGUACAGUUUGCAGGAGCACACAAGUAUGGUGGACGUCUUCUCGAUCGCACAAGAUGGUGUGACACUAGACCAUGUUCAAGGUGUGAAAGUGAUACCCCCGGACAACGAUCCGAAGCUAUACUGGGCAGAUGAGGUUCGUCUGUCCACUGGUCCGGACAAGACGAAGCCACGAUAUAUGUAUGCAUCGACCCGUGGUCUGGAAGCACAUACGAAAGGCUAUGUUGCUGUGUUUCGGCUCGAAGAAGAUGGUAUGCUUGCGAGCGAAAAUGCCAUCGAUGUCUGGCAAACUCCUACAAGUGGUGGUAUUGCCAACGCGAUCGAGCCGGCGCCGUGGCAGGAGUACCAGAAGGUGGAUGGUUAUGAGUACUUAGCCUUGACUGAUAGUGAGGAAGGAUGGGUAUACGUCUUGGCUUUUGAUGGAGAGAAGAUCACUGAAGUGACGAGGUUGAAUUUGGGUAGGACAGAUGGAGGGGAAGUGGUGAAAGCUGCCACAGCUGUGUGGUUAUCAUCAAGACUAUCAUCUCUGCUUCGACCGUCAAGUACAGCGUCAAGGAUCAAAAUCACCUCCAGCAGUUCAACACGCCACUUUGCGACCAAAACAAAGACACCUAUCACGAUGUCGAAAGACCAUAUUCUUACGCUAUCUUGUCCGGACAAGUCUGGUAUCGUGCAUGCCGUGACUGGAGUCUUGGCUAAACAUGACAUGACGGUACUGGACCUGCAGCAGUUCUCGGACCCAGAUCUAACAAAGUUCUUUAUGCGAGUACAUUUCGGCCAUGCAGACAAGACGAAACACCUGGAAGAACCAUUCAACGAGCUGGCAAAGGACUUGAAGAUGGAAUACGAUAUCGUGCCAAAGUCUCACAAGCCCCGAGUCAUGAUCAUGGUUUCGAAGAUAGGCCACUGCUUGAAUGACUUGCUCUUCCGAGCAAAGACUCAGCAACUGAACAUCGACAUCCCAGUGAUUGUGUCCAACCAUCCAGAUUUCGAACCAUUGGCCAAGACGUACGACAUUCCAUUCCACCACUUGCCUGUCAACAAAGACACCAAGACCGAGCAAGAAACCAAGAUUUUGGAGCUGGUCAAGGAAAACAACGUCGACCUGAUCGUACUCGCGCGUUACAUGCAAGUGCUGUCGCCCACACUUUGCAGCGCUAUGAGUGGCAAGAUCAUCAACAUCCACCAUUCCUUUUUACCUUCUUUCAAGGGAGCGAAGCCUUAUCAUCAGGCUUACGACCGUGGCGUGAAGAUUACCGGAGCUACGGCACAUUUUGUCACGGCCGAUUUGGAUGAGGGCCCAAUCAUUGAGCAAAGGGUUGCGAGGGUGGAUCACAGCAUGAGUGCUAAAGAGCUCGUGGACGAGGGUAGUAAUGUGGAGAGUCAGGUUCUGGCUGCUGCGUUGAAGUGGUGGAGUGAGAAGAGGGUAUUCCUGAACGGGCACAAGACGGUCGUUUUCAAUUAA
Messenger RNA from Recurvomyces mirabilis, 2103 nucleotides. RefSeq lists its product as uncharacterized. The record is from RefSeq and is a predicted model, not a curated record. Gene Ontology annotation, molecular function: protein binding; formyltetrahydrofolate deformylase activity. NCBI's taxonomy places the organism in Eukaryota, Fungi, Ascomycota, Dothideomycetes, Mycosphaerellales, Teratosphaeriaceae. Gene Ontology annotation, biological process: 'de novo' IMP biosynthetic process. Bases 1 to 2103 code for a protein of 700 amino acids. The transcript has 2 exons.